AUGCAUCUCAAGCCUAACUCCAUCGUCUCCUUCCUUGUGCUGCUGCAACUCUUCCACGUUCUUGUCCGCAGCCAUGAGGCGGCGGCGGCGGCGACCGGCGGCGGUGGUGAUAGCGAGCAGUUCAUGUACGAGGGCUUCGCCGGCGCGCGGCUCGACCUGGACGGCAUGGCGCUGGUCGAGCCGGACGGCAAGCUCAUGCUGAGCAACGUCACGUCCCAGCUGAAGGGCCACGCGUUCCACCCGGCGCCGCUCCGCUUCCACGCGCUGUCGGCGAGGGCGCCGCGGAACGGCACUGCCUCCGCCGCCCGCUCCUUCUCGACUACCUUCGUGUUCGCCAUCGCCGCCGAGUAUGUCACGGUCAGCGGCAACGGGCUCGCCUUCUUCGUCGCGCCGAGCAAGAACAUGUCCGCGGCGUUGCCGAGCCAGUUCUUGGGCCUCUUCAACAGCGGGAACAUUGGCAACGCGAGCAACCACAUCUUCGCCGUCGAGCUCGACACCAUCAUCAACCCAGAGUUCCAUGACAUCAACAGCAACCACGUCGGCGUCGACGUGAACGGGCUGGUGUCCGUCGACUCCAAGCCCGCCGGGUACUACGCCGACGACACCGGCGAGUUCAAGAACCUGACCCUCUUCAGCGGCGCGGCCAUGCAGGUCUGGGUGGACUACGACGGCGGCGCCAUGGUGAUUAACGUGACGCUGGCGCCCGUCGAGGUGCCCAAGCCGAGGAAGCCCCUCCUCUCCGUCCCCGUCGACCUCUCGUCGGUUGUGACGGACGAGGCGUACGUCGGCUUCUCGUCGUCGACGGGGCCACACAAGACGCGCCACUACGUGCUAGGCUGGAGCUUUGCUCUGGACGGACCGGCGCCGCCGCUAGACUACACGAAGCUCCCCAAGCUGCCGCGCGCCAACGCCAAGCGGCGGUCCAUGUUGCUCAAGGUCGUCGUGCCGGUGGCUACGUCGCUCAUCGUUCUCGCCGUGGUCAUCGGCGCCUCUCUCCACAUAUGGCAUCGGCGGCGGCGGCACGCCGAGGUCCGGGAGGACUGGGAGGUGGAGUUCGGUCCGCACCGGUUUGCGUACAAGGACCUGGUGCGCGCCACCCGCGGCUUCGACGGCAAGCGGCUGCUCGGCGUCGGCGGGUUUGGCCGCGUGUACAGGGGCGUUCUCCCGGUGUCCAGGACGGAGGUCGCCGUGAAGGUCGUGUCGCACGACGCGAAGCAGGGGAUGAGGCAGUUCAUCGCCGAGGUUGUCAGCAUCGGCCGCCUCCGCCACCGCAACGUCGUGCCUCUGCUCGGCUACUGCCGCCGGAGGGGCGAGCUCUUGCUGGUCUACGACUACAUGCCUAACGGCAGCCUAGACCGCUGGCUGUACGGCCAGGGCGCGCCGCCGCUGAGCUGGGCGCAGCGGCUUCGCGCCAUCAGAGGCGUCGCGGCCGGCUUGCUCUACCUCCACGAGGACUGGGAGCAGGUGGUCGUCCACCGCGACGUCAAGGCGAGCAACGUUCUCCUCGACGGCGAGAUGAACGCGCGCCUCGGCGACUUCGGGCUGGCGAGGCUGUACGACCGCGGCGCCGACCCGAAGACGACGCGGGUGGUGGGCACCAUGGGUUACCUCGCGCCGGAGCUCGCGCACACGCGGCGGGCGACGCCGGCGACCGACGUGUUCGCGUUCGGGUCGUUCGUCCUGGAGGUGGUAUGCGGGCGGCGGCCCAUCGAGCACGGCGGCACCGGCGACGGUGGCGACGAUGGCCAGCUCGUACUUGCGGACUGGGUGCUCGACCGGUGGCACAAGGGGGACAUCGCCGGCGCGGCGGACGCGCGGCUGUGCGGAGACUACGACCGCGAGAAGGCGGCGCUUGUGCUCAAGCUAGGCCUCCUCUGCUCCCAGCCGGCGCCCGGCGCGAGGCCAUCGAUGCGGCAGGUGGUGCAGUUCCUCGACGGCGACGCCGCGCUGCCGCCGGAGCUAGCGCCCACGUACCGGAGUUUCACCACGCUGGCCAUAACGCCCAGCGCCGAUGGCUUCGACUCCUCCGCCGUGUCGUGCCCGUCGUCGACGGUGACGAGCGUCGACGGCGGCGGAUCCUCCGUCCAUUCUGGAGAUCGCGCACAAGAAACCGAAACGCGUUCGCUGAUAGAAACACUGUAAUUUGUACAUGUUGGCAAACAGCAAGAUUCUUUUUUGAAAAUCAUGUAAUUGGUACAUAUUUACAUGAAUUUAACAGGUUUUUCAGUUAGUGUAGUUUACACAAAAGUAUCAUGCGUUGGGAAAA
Oryza brachyantha (malo sina) is the source of this 2266-nucleotide messenger RNA. Its product is annotated as L-type lectin-domain containing receptor kinase SIT2-like. The coding region runs from base 1 to 2142 and encodes 713 amino acids. Lineage: Eukaryota; Viridiplantae; Streptophyta; Magnoliopsida; Poales; Poaceae. The record is from RefSeq and is a predicted model, not a curated record. Gene Ontology annotation, cellular component: plasma membrane. The transcript has a single exon. Gene Ontology annotation, biological process: protein phosphorylation. Gene Ontology annotation, molecular function: ATP binding; carbohydrate binding; protein kinase activity.